AUUUUCUGAUUUAAUAAUUUCAAUCCAAUCAAGUCCAUUGGUAGAUUUAAUUUUCUUGAUUGUUGUCAAUCAAAAUACUCUGACUGUUUAUUGUAUGUGACAAUAGUUAACUUGAUUAAUUGUCAUAUUCAUUGACAAUUAAGUGAGCAGAAAACAAAAGUUCGUGACAAUUGUAAACAAUAAUCAGCAAAACGGAAACAAUUACAAUUAAAAUUUUCGAUGAAAUUAAUUCAUCAUUAAUCAGCAAUUUUUUUUACUGUUUACCUUUAAUUUGAUUGUUAACAAUUUAGCUAAUCAGUUGCGUUAACAAUUUACAACGAAUCUAUUUGACAAACUUAUGAGGAGAAAAAUUGAAAUUAAAUUGCUGAUUGUUAACACAAUACACACUUUGAUUUUCUCAUCAAUAAACAAAUAAUUAAAUGUUAAUUGUUGGUCGUAAUGAUCAAUAUUUUGAAACAAUCAAGCAAAAGUUUUUUUGGUAAAAAAAGUUGAUAAAUAACAGAAAUGAUUGACAAAUCUAUGGGAAAAUAAAUUAAAACAUUGAUUAAAAAUCAACAUUGUAAAUAAAAAAUUAAGUAGAAACCGUUGAAUCAAUAGAUGAGCGACAAUUUAAUUUAAUUGUUAUUUGAUUGAGUCAGUGAAACGAUAUUCACAAUUAACAUUACAUUUACUAGUCUUUAUUCAAGUUUCAAUGAGAUGAUAAAACUUUAAUCCAGUUUUUUUUGAUUAACUGUUACCCCAGAAAAAAAAGUAAACAUAGUGAUUAAUUGAAUAGUUAUUAGUUAAUUGUGAUUAAAAAUGCCUUCAGGGGAAAGUAAAUCACAUCCGAUGACCACAGAGCAAAAGAAACUGUUGAUUGCUUAUUUUUAUAUGAAUUUUUGUGUUGGUGCCUCCAAUUCAAUCUUGGCUCCAUUUUUCCCCAAAGAGGCUGAACUUAAAGGAGCCUCACCAAGUCAAUAUGGUUUAAUAUUUUCAAUCCAAGAGGUCAUUUGUUUUUUCCUGUGUCCAGUAUUUGUUAAAUUGUUACCUGUAAUUAAAACUCGCUGGAUGGUGAUCGGUGGUGCGAUUCUCGCCUCAAUAAGUAUCGCUUGCUUCGGUUUACUUAAAUGGUCACCCGGCGGACAGAGUUUCAUAAUAUUGGCUUUCACUAUCCGCUCAAUAUCAGCCGUCGGUAGUUCAGCUUUAAUUACUGGUAAUUACUCAAGUAUACCAGUUUUAUUUAAUCAUCACAUGGCUCAAGCUUACGGAACCUUUGAAUUAGGCCAAGGACUUGGUUCAAUCUUCGGACCAUUUAUCGGAGGACUUGUAUUCCAAUACACUGAUUUUUCAGGUCCAUUUUUUGUCAUGGCGGUAAUGGAAGUGAUCGCCGCCCUAAUUAUAUUUGUUGUCCUUCCGUCAAGUCCAAAACAUGAUAAUGAUUCGUCUUCUGGUAAUAGUUUCAAAUUCGUAAUGUCCAAUUAUUGGAUCUCUUUGAAUCUGGUGGUCAGUACUAUCGCUUGUGUUUUCCUCAGUUACAAUGAUUCAUCCCUGGAACCUCAUAUUAGAGAGGUUGCACAAUUAUCUCCUUUUCAAACUGGAUCAAUUUUCUUAGCCAGUGGAUUAACUUAUGCGAUUUCAUCGCAAUUGUUUGGUUGGAUUAUUGAUAAAAUGGACGAUCCGACUUACCUUUCGUCUUUCAGUCUUUUUCUGUGUGCUUUUUCAAUCGGGUUCCUUGGACCUUUACAUGGACUUCCGUUCACAGCUCAACUUUGGACUAUCGUUUUAUCACAAAUAACUUUACAUAUCGGCCUAGCGAUCGCAUUUGUCGGUACAUUUGAUGGGGCAAUGAAAGCUCAUGGACGAAGUGAAUAUUGUGACGAUCCAUUGAUACCACGGACAAUUAGUAGUAUUUUCGUUGCUUUCUAUUGCUUUGGAAAUGGAGUGGGUCCUGCAUUGGCUGGUUUUCUCGUUGAAAAUAUGGGCUAUCGUAAAGCUGGAUGGCCAUUGGUCUGCCUUGGACUUGCUACGGGAAUCGCCUUAUGGAUAUCAGGAUUUGCUGCUAAACAACAUCAACCCGACUGGACACAAGUAGCCAAAGAUGAGACACCCUUUUACCGUCGCAUUUCAAUAAGCAAAAGUACCCACAUCAAAUGUGUCACAACGGCUCAAGAACCAAUAGAGGAAAAUCAAUAAAGGAAAAACAAUUUUGAUUAUACAAUUAUGAAGAAAACGGGUAAUCAAAGGCACACCAAUCAACCUCUAAGGAUAAGUUGUAUUUCUGCUACUGUAACAAUUAAAGGAUACACAGAAAAUCAAUCAA
This is a messenger RNA of Panonychus citri (citrus red mite), 2299 nucleotides long. RefSeq names its product MFS-type transporter SLC18B1-like. Gene Ontology annotation, molecular function: transmembrane transporter activity. Lineage: Eukaryota; Metazoa; Arthropoda; Arachnida; Trombidiformes; Tetranychidae. The transcript is spliced from 12 exons. Gene Ontology annotation, biological process: transmembrane transport. The record is from RefSeq and is a predicted model, not a curated record. The coding region runs from base 799 to 2172 and encodes 457 amino acids.